UGCCGUGCCGUUGCCAGCGUUGCCAGUAUUGGCCUGUAUCGCCUGUAUAGCCUAUAUAGGUGACCAUCAGUGGUGGUUGCGAGCAGGUGUAGAAUUUUAACAGUGGUUUUUAACGGAAAGAUUAAUACGACAGGAAUUGGUACAGGAAACAGUAACGUUUGCAAAUAAUCGUGUUCACUUUCAAGUUGCUUUAAGUACCGUUAACAAUUGAUGUAAUUGCAAGUUCACCUAAAACAACGAAGUAUUUUCCACCGGCUCGUACCGUGUAACUGUCUCGAUCGAUUUACCUUGCGUUUAUUCUAUAAUGGAAGCUUUGAUACCAGUAAUAAAUAAAUUACAAGAUGUAUUUAAUACUGUCGGCAGUGACGCAAUACAAUUGCCACAAAUCGUAGUACUUGGUACACAGAGUUCGGGAAAGUCGUCUGUGAUUGAAAGUUUAGUGGGCAGAUCUUUCCUACCACGUGGUAUUGGUAUAGUGACGAGACGUCCUUUGAUAUUACAAUUAGUUUAUACACCCAAAGAUGAUCGUGAACGUAGAAAUGCAGAAAAUGGGACAUUGGGCAUGGAUGAAUGGGCCACAUUUCUACACACAAAAAACAAAAUAUUCACAGAUUUUAAUGAAGUCCGUAAAGAGAUAGAGUCUGAAACAAACCGCAUGGCUGGAUCUAAUAAAGGAAUUUGUCCAGAGCCAAUCAACUUGAAGAUAUACUCAUCAUUAGUCGUCAGUUUAACUCUCAUAGAUCUGCCUGGUAUCACAAAGGUGCCAGUUGGUGAUCAACCGGAAGAUAUCGAGAGCCAAAUAAGACAACUUGUAUUAAAGUAUAUAUGUAAUCCUAACUGUAUUAUAUUAGCUGUUGUCACUGCAAAUACAGAUAUGGCUACAAGUGAGAGUUUGAAGCUUAGCAAAGAAGUAGAUCCAGAUGGAAGACGUACUUUAGCUGUUGUUACUAAACUAGAUCUUAUGGAUGCAGGAACUGAUGCCAUUGAUAUAUUAUGUGGCAGGGUUAUUCCUGUAAAAUUAGGAAUCAUUGGUGUUGUUAAUCGCUCUCAACAGGAUAUAAUGAACAAUAAAAGUAUCCAAGAAGCAUUGAAGGAUGAAGCAGCAUUUUUGCAACGCAAGUAUCCAACUUUGGCAAACAGAAACGGAACUCCCUAUUUGGCUAAAACUUUAAACCGUUUACUCAUGCAACACAUCCGGGACUGCCUACCAGAGUUAAAGACGAGAGUAAAUGUGAUGAUCUCACAAUUUCAAAGUUUGCUGAAUUCUUAUGGCGAGGAAGUUAGCGACAAGAGUCAAACUUUGCUUCAAAUCAUUACUAAAUUCGCGAGCAGUUAUUGUUCAACGAUCGAAGGAACUGCUAGAAACAUAGAAACGAAUGCACUGUACGGUGGCGCUCGAAUUUGUUAUAUAUUUCAUGAGACAUUUGGAAAGUCGCUGGAUUCGGUGAAACCGCUGGAAGGUCUUACGAAGAUGGAUAUUCUGACGGCGAUCCGAAAUGCAACUGGUCCGAGACCAGCUUUGUUCGUACCAGAGGUUUCUUUUGAAUUGUUAGUAAAACGACAAAUUCGAAGACUCGAGGAACCGUCUUUACGUUGCGUAGAACUGAUACAUGAUGAGAUGCAAGGUAUAAUACAAGACUGUGGUACGGAAGUGCAACAAGAAUUGUUGCGUUUUCCGAAGUUGCACGAACGUAUCGUCGACGUCGUAACGCAUUUGCUACGUCGACGUCUCCCACCCACUAAUCACAUGGUGCAAAACUUAGUUGCCAUAGAAUUAGCUUACAUAAAUACUAAGCAUCCAGAUUUUCACAAGGACGCGGUUCUGGUAUCAUCUAUAUUAAAAAGUUCUGACAUGGAUCACCCAAAACAGAGCAAAAGAUUACCUUCUGCUGCGAGUACCACAUCUAGUACUAUAAUUCCAACUGAUUCGAACAUAAAGUCAGUUAACAGUCGAGACGAAGUGACAUCUUUUUCCGAGCAGGGUAAAGCGCAACAGGGACAGCAACCGGCAUCGGGUAAUUGGUUAUUGAAUAAUCUUAUGCCUCAAGGGAGACCCGAUUCGGGCGGUUCGCUUGAUGGUUCCCCAAUAAGAAAUCACGAGAGUAGCGUUCUAUCUACGAAUCCGAUGAACGAGAAUGCAAAGUCGGUCAACAGUCAAGAUGAAGUUUUUUACGAGCAGAAUAAGAUUCAACAAGGACAUCAAAUGGUGAUAGGUAAUUGGUUAUUAAAUAAUCUUAUCCCUCAAGGAAGAAUCAAUUCCAGUAGUUCGCUUGACGGUUCUCCAGUAAGAAAUCGUGAGAGCAGCGCUUCUCCUAAUCCAGUUCCAAGUGCAACUCCCGCGAUCGAGGUACAAAAAGCAUCACCGCAACAAAAGCCCGUAAAUCUACUGCCAGAGGUACCGGUGCAAACAUCUCGUAAACUGAGUGAACGAGAACAACGAGACUGUGAUGUAAUCGAAAGAUUGAUAAAAUCGUACUUUUAUAUUGUAAGAAAAUCUAUUCAGGAUAGCGUACCAAAGGCUGUCAUGCAUUUCCUAGUCAACUAUGUAAAAGAUAAUUUACAAAGCGAACUCGUGACACAUUUAUAUAAGUCGGACCACGCUGACGUUCUACUGAACGAGAACGAACACAUUGCCGUAAGACGCAAAGAAGCUGCAGAUAUGCUAAAAGCAUUAACGCAAGCAGGUCACAUAAUUAGCGAAAUUCGAGAAACGCACAUGUGGUAAUUUAAAUUUACGCAUGACUCACGCAAUCAGUUUAUAGUUCAAUUUAGACAUUUUUGAUGUUUUAAUAGAUAAACUGUAUGAAUGAGGCCACGUGUACGUUCGAUCACUGUAUAUAACUUGUAUUUUUCAUGAAAGCAGUGUUUAAGAUUAUAGGAAUAAGUUUUUAAGUUUUGCGCAUUUUCUUUUAGUUUCAUUUUAUAGAUAUGAAAGAGAAGACGAUAUCAUAAAAUGCGUACAUACAUUUAUAACAAAUGCCAAUGUUAAGCGAACGAAGUUAAUACCACCGAUAAUAAUGGUGCUCAUGUCGAUACGCCACAUCUUAUGAUGAGUAUUGGCAUGAGGACCAUUAUUAUCGGUCGUAUUAUAUCACAUAAGCCUUACUGAGCUUAUGUGAAUAUUCAAUUUAUAUCGGAAGCAUCGUUACUUCCAGUGUAGAAAGCUAGUGUAAAUGAUGGUGGGCACAGUGCUAUUUGUUAUUUUUUGUAAUAUCUUGCACUGUAGAAGAUUGAACAAAAAAGAUGUGCUUUAUUUAAUACAAAAAGUAUCACAAUGGAUUUCGUUUUUUAGUAUUUGUAAUAUGGAUCUUUGAGCCAUUUGUAUGUCUGUGCGCGUUCGCACGUGUAUGUAUAAUAAUAGUAACACAUUUAAUGAA
Messenger RNA from Ceratina calcarata, 3377 nucleotides. It is a transcript of the gene Drp1, whose product is annotated as dynamin related protein 1. The coding region runs from base 305 to 2725 and encodes 806 amino acids. NCBI's taxonomy places the organism in Eukaryota, Metazoa, Arthropoda, Insecta, Hymenoptera, Apidae. Gene Ontology annotation, cellular component: membrane; mitochondrion; microtubule. The record is from RefSeq and is a predicted model, not a curated record. The transcript is spliced from 8 exons. Gene Ontology annotation, molecular function: GTP binding; GTPase activity; microtubule binding. Gene Ontology annotation, biological process: mitochondrial fission; peroxisome fission; intracellular distribution of mitochondria.